This is a messenger RNA of Perkinsus marinus ATCC 50983, 477 nucleotides long. RefSeq lists its product as hypothetical. NCBI's taxonomy places the organism in Eukaryota, Perkinsozoa, Perkinsida, Perkinsidae. The record is from RefSeq and is a predicted model, not a curated record. Gene Ontology annotation, molecular function: serine-type endopeptidase activity. The coding region runs from base 1 to 477 and encodes 158 amino acids. Gene Ontology annotation, biological process: proteolysis. The transcript has 2 exons.
AUGCAGAUAAUUCAGAGAGCUGCUGUAGCUGGCAUGCUCGUUGUGAUAUCUGCAGGGAAUAGGCAUCUGGACAUGGACAAGACCGAAUACUAUCCUUGUUCCCGCCGGGGACUACACGGUGGAGGAAUCUUCUGUGUUGCAGCCACCAAUGGUACCAAAAUGCAGCUUGAUGACGAAAGCAAUUUUGGCUCAGCUGUUGACAUUGCCGCUCCAGGUAUAGCUGGGAUGCUCUACAGCCUUGAGCCUUCACUGAAGACUAAGCUGACUCCUGCUUACAUCAAAAGUGUCAUCAUGGUCACGGCCACCAAAGGGGUCAAGGAUAAUAAAGGAGAAAAGACUCUCUCCUUCGGCCGCGUGGAUGCUGCGGCAGCUGUUGAUAAGAUGCUUGGAAGAGGGCCUCUCUUAAAGGGGCGGUAUAAUUCCCCCAUUUCGACUCCAUUUUCUGACGACAGAGCCAUCCACGUACUUGUUUCGUGA